CUCGCUGGAUCCCGUCACUGGGUCCCCGGGUCCCCGCCCCGCUGGUGCCUGCCCGAGGCCGGCGAGCGAGCGCCUGAGCCCGCGGCUGCAGGAUCGGGGCCGCCCCCCCAGCGCCAUGGCCGAGUUCCCAGCCAAAGUCCGCACCCAGACCAGCACCCCGGCGGGGGCGCACGGCCCGGCCCGCAGCGCGCUCCCCAGCCUCGCCCUGGAUCUCGGCUUCCUCCGCUCCUUCCUCGGGCUGCUCAUGAUGGUGGAGCUGGUGCUUGGGUUGCUGGUGUGGGCUCUCAUUGCCAGUACAUAUUACCAACCCAUUCCCGCAUAUGGCUGGGUGAUGUUUGUAGCCGUCUUUUUCUGGCUGAUAACAGUCAUUCUGUUUGUGAUGUAUCUACUGCAGCUUCAGAUGAAGCUCCACAUGAUCCCCUGGUCUGUUGUGUUAGUGAUAUUCAACGCAGCUGCGACUGUCCUGUAUGUGACUGCGUUUAUUACGUGCUCCGCCGCCGUUCAGUCUCUAAUCCGGCUGCCUGGAGACUACGAUAAAAGAGCAGCUGCAUCAUUCUUUGCCUGCGUUGUGAUGAUAGCUUAUGGGGCGAGUACUUUCUUCAGCUUCCAGGCAUGGAAAGGAUUUGGCAGCAAUGCAGCAACCAGUCAAGUGACUGACUAACUACCCCUAAGGACUGAGUCUCUUGAAGGCAGUUUACAGUUGAUGGUAGGGGUGGGAGGGCUCACUGGAUUUGCAUUGAGCGAGGGAGCCUUUCAUCACUAGGCCUCUCAUUCAGAUCAACCUAGGUCAGUAGUGGCUGAAAGUCAUGACUGGUCAAUAGUUGUUUGGUGGCCUACGUGAGGGCUGACAUAGUCUUUUAAUGCAGCUUACAGUGAAUAAGUGUCCACGGCCCAAAACCCACCACAACUGGCAUCCCUGUGUGGUGAAAGACUGACUUGGGAGACUGAAGUCCCUGGAAUUGGUCUCUUCAUGUCAAAGUAGCUUAGGGAUGGGGUCCUCAACUUUCUUCUUGCUGAGCCCUCCCCCGCCUUCCCCCCAACAUGCUAUAAAAACUCCACAGCCCACCAGUGUCCCAACUGUUUUUCUGCAUAUAAAAGCCAGGGCUGGCGUUAGGGCGGUAGCAAGCAGGGAAGUUGCCCAGGGCGCCACGCCACAGGGGCCCCGCAAAGCUAAGCUGCUCAGGUUUCGGUUUCAGCCCCGGGUGGCAGGGCUCAGGGCUUCAGCCCUUCACAGCAGGGCUUCGGCUUUCUGCCCUGGAUCCCAGUGAGUCUAACAUUAGCUCUGCUUGGCAAAGCACUUAAAAUCUGCUCACAGCCCCCCAGGGGGCUCCGGACCCCUGGCUGAGAACCACUGAUUUACGGGAACUGUAUCCGUGGCCUCCCUAGGGUGCAGCAGUUCUGCCAUCCAGAAGACUUCAGUCAUCCAGGCCGGCCAAUCCAGCACAUUUCACUGGCACUAAAUUCCCUGAAAAACAAACCAAGACUCUUCCCCCAGCCACUUGCAGCUCUACUGUAAAUAAUGUAAAACUAACUCUUCGGUCAGAGCAAGGGUGGAGUUGUGGGAAUGGAAGUUAGGCAAUGGUACGAGAUUGCAACCAUUAUUUUAUCGAUUUCUAAAAUUUGAAGUACAAAUUGUAUAUUAUAAAUAAAAAUCUUUCUAAACCCAA
Chelonoidis abingdonii (Abingdon island giant tortoise) is the source of this 1667-nucleotide messenger RNA. It is a transcript of the gene PLLP, whose product is annotated as plasmolipin. Gene Ontology annotation, molecular function: structural constituent of myelin sheath. Gene Ontology annotation, cellular component: membrane. Gene Ontology annotation, biological process: myelination. The record is from RefSeq and is a predicted model, not a curated record. Lineage: Eukaryota; Metazoa; Chordata; Testudines; Testudinidae.